Molecule: messenger RNA, 1090 nt
Organism: Ornithodoros turicata
Lineage: Eukaryota; Metazoa; Arthropoda; Arachnida; Ixodida; Argasidae
Exons: 6
Coding region: 581-1090 (169 amino acids)
Source: RefSeq, a predicted model, not a curated record
UUUGAACUGGAAUCCCAAGUGGAUCCACUUGACUACCGAAGCGGUUUGAAGUGGACUGAACUGGUCCCACUUCAGAGUCAAGUGUUUCCAGUAGGGAACCACUAAGCAUGCUUAGUGGUUCCCAACUGGUUCCUUUCCAGCCCCAAGUGGAUACCACGUAGGAGUGAAGUGGUUCCAUUUUGCCAGCAAGUAGACUUGACAAUGUCCACUUUAAUCCAAUAUGGUUACACUUUGGUGAUAAAGCGAAAACUAAAGUGGGUUAGACGGGCCCACUGAAACCACUUUGACAACAAUCUUGGAGAAAGUGGGAGCAUCACUGUCUGGUGGCAUCGCCAUCGCUAGCGACAGAGUCAAAAGGAGACCAUCCAAUCCGAUCCAAUCCCUGUCGUUCAGUUGAACCGUUGUGUUUUGCGGGCGUGAACGGGAACGCUACAUUGAAUUUUAUGGACUACUGGAUCCGAUCACAAGUAAUUACAAGUUUGCCGUUGUCAAUUUCAUCUCUGAUGACACGGUGGAAGUAGUUCCGUCAACGUGGGUCCAUGGAAACAAAUGUCCUUGACCUGAACACGCACCCAAAAACAUGAGGAACCUUAUCAAGAAAGGGCUGCCACCCCUGGAAGGAUGGAAACCGACCGUCAUUGCUAUGAAAGGCAUCUUCUCUUCGUAUACAGAAGCAAGGGCAGCACUUGCAAAAGCGCAAUGUAGCUCAGAGUCAGACACACCAUCACAGAGGAGGAAACGGCAGCCACCCAUCUGGCUGCAAGAAGACUAUCAUGUUCUACAGAGUGGUAGCAAUGAAGAAGACUAUCAGCAUGAUCAGCAGACAGCACCUGCUGCAAAGCGUACUGCAUAUGUUCCACAAGACAGCCAAGGGGUUCUUCAGAGCCAAAUUGUGCUGGAAGUACCGUCCGUUCCCAAUGAUUUCUUUGUUCAGCAAACAGAAGAACACACAUCACCAUCUACUAUUCUACUGCAGAUGACGGGCUCUGGUACUACACAUGAAGACUCCCCAACAGGACCACAACAUGGUUUGACCGGUACGACCUCAUGUGCAGGCACAUGGACAGUGACACAAGGCAUGUACUUUUAG